AUGCAGGCGAUAUUUAGACACGAUGCACAUGGCUCCAAGGUCCCAGCAAAAUUCGCAAGAUUUCUGUUCCAGUUAAGACACGCUUUGACAAACAGCGCCAAGGCCAUUCCCAAAGACGGCGUGAAAAAAUUCAUUUUCAUCUCUCAAUCGACCGACAUUUACGUCAACUUGGCCCUAGAACAUUGGCUUUAUCGUAACAGCGAUUUGAGCAAGCAGCACGUUUUACUACUUUGGAGGAGCGAUCCUUGCGUCGUCAUUGGACGACAUCAGAAUCCUUGGAUCGAAUGCAAUAUCCCAGUCAUCGAAUCGAGCCAAAUUGCCGUGGCUAGGCGUAAUAGCGGCGGUGGUGCGGUGUACCACGACAUUGGCAAUCUCAACCUAUCGUUCUUCACGCCGAGAGAGCGUUACGACAGAACGUACAACUUGAACAUAAUUAAACGAGCUUUAUUUCGGGAGUGGAAUUUAGAAAGCAUUAUCAACAAGAAGGAUGACAUAAUUGUCGAGGGAAAAUUUAAAGUAUCCGGCACAGCUGCUAAAUUAGGGCAUCCCAACGCCUAUCAUCAUUGUACAUUGUUGGUAAAUGUCAAUAAGGAGACGCUGAGUUUGGCACUCGACAACACUUAUGAGGGAAUAGCUACAAAUGCAACGAAAUCCGCUCCAUCUCCGAUAAGAAAUCUAACGGAAAUGAACUGCCACGUUGAAAUGGAUCGGUUAUUAAGUGCAAUUGGUUGGGAAUAUCUUCGCGGCGAGACCAUGACGUUGCACGACGAACACGGGCAAAAAUUCUUGGGGCCGCAACAGCGAGGUUUUCAAAUGCUAAAUCCCACGGAAGACUGGUUCCCCGGGAUUGAAAAAAUUCUCGAGGAAUUUCGGGGCUGGGAUUGGAUUUACGGCAAGUCACCGACAUUCACUGUCACUCGUAUUCUAUCUCGUGCACGAGACUCGUUCGUUAUUUCGAGGGACGACAUUCGUCCCCAAAAACUUGUGAUUAGCGUUGAGAAGGGCAUUGUGCAAGACGCCACGUUAACUUCAUUGCCUUCAAAUGUCAGCCAAUACGAGAGUCUAAUUGCAAAUCUAAGUGGUAAGCGCUUUAGUUACGGGCUGGUCAAUAAUACCGUCAGAGCUCUACGGCCUGUAAACUUUUAAGGUCUCGACGCGGCCAUUAAUACGGACGACCUUGUCCACGUGUUAUCGGUGCUUUUACUAUCUUUAUGUCCUAUUAAACGAGCUUAAAUU
This is a messenger RNA of Ceratosolen solmsi marchali, 1236 nucleotides long. RefSeq names its product lipoyltransferase 1, mitochondrial-like. The transcript has a single exon. Gene Ontology annotation, biological process: protein lipoylation. The coding region runs from base 1 to 1146 and encodes 381 amino acids. Gene Ontology annotation, molecular function: lipoyltransferase activity. The record is from RefSeq and is a predicted model, not a curated record. NCBI's taxonomy places the organism in Eukaryota, Metazoa, Arthropoda, Insecta, Hymenoptera, Agaonidae. Gene Ontology annotation, cellular component: cytoplasm; mitochondrion.